Molecule: messenger RNA, 10245 nt
Organism: Bubalus bubalis (water buffalo)
Lineage: Eukaryota; Metazoa; Chordata; Mammalia; Artiodactyla; Bovidae
Gene: ANGPT4
Product: angiopoietin 4
Exons: 9
Coding region: 545-2041 (498 amino acids)
Biological process (GO): signal transduction
Molecular function (GO): receptor tyrosine kinase binding
Source: RefSeq, a predicted model, not a curated record
GGGCUGAAAUUUGAGAUCUCAGCCUUGCGAGGAGAGGUUGGAGAGAGAGACACAGAAAGACAGAGACAGAAAGAGAGAAUUCAGUUGCCUUUGGUUUUCCGAAGCAGGCAGCUUGCGGGUUUGGGGGGUGUGUGUGUGUGUGUGUGCGUGUGUGUGUCUUGUUUUCUUUCCUCCCCUCUGGCAGGGAGGCCAGGCCUCCACUGGAUCAUAAAAGGACUUGGAGGCGAGGCAGGCAGAGCAGCAGCGUGCGGACACGCGCGAGGAGGCAGGAAAGGAAAGAGGGAAGAGUAGAGGUGAGGGGGUGUCUGGGGGCGGGAGCGUGAGGCGGUGGGAGGAAGCGGAGCAGCUGUGGUAUUUGGAGCAAUUAUAAAUAGCUGCCUGGACAGAGCUUGGCCAAACAGGGCUUUGCAGCUGCGGCGGCUGUGCAGGCAAGCCUGGCCACUGUUGGCCAGCGGCGGGUGCAAACAGGGCACAGAGAUAGGUGGUGGACAGGCCCAGCCCCAGGGCUCUGACUCAACACCCCUCGCCAUCGCCACAUCUCUGGAUGCCCUCCCCACCAGCCAUGCUGCUGGGUGGCCUCCUUCUCAUUGUGGCCUCUACAACUGUGGCCCAGCGGAGGGGGCAGGAGGCCGCUGGGCGCCGCCGGGCCCACCGAGUCCAGCAUGGCCAAUGCAGCUACACCUUCGUGCUGCCAGAGCCUGAGCCCUGCCCACCCGAGCCCGAGGCCUUUGGGGGCUCUAACAGUCUCCAGAGGGACUCCCCGGCGGCCACACUGAACCUAGGAGACUGGCCAAGCCAGCGGAUGCGACAGCUGGAAAAAAUGCUGGAGAACAACACGCAGUGGCUGCAGAAGCUGGAAAGGUACAUCCAGAUGAACCUGAGGUUGGAGCUGGCACAGGCCCAGCAGCACAUGGUCCAGAACCAGACAGCCACCAUGCUGGAGCUGGGCACCAGUCUCCUGACCCAGACCACCGCCCAGACCCGCAAGCUGACCGACGUGGAGGCUCAGGUCCUGAACCAGACGUCACGAAUGGAGAUCCAGCUGCUGGAGACCUCACUGUCCACCAACAAGCUGGAGAAGCAGCUGCUGCUGCAGGGCCAUGAGCUCCACCGGCUGCAGGGCCACAACAGCGCGCUGGAGACGCGGGUGCAAGCCCUGGAGACGCAGCAGCAGGCGGAGCUGGCCAGCCUCCGCGGCGAGAAGGAGCGACUGCGGCGCCUGCUGGGCCGCCAGAGCGGCGCCCUCGCCGGCCUCGAGCGCACCCUGCGCGCCGCCAGCAGCAACUCCAGCCUCCUGCAGCGCCAGCAGCACCAGCUGCUCGAGUCGGUGCAGCGCCUGGUGCGCGUCAUGGCCCAGGGCCCGGCCUCCAUGAGGGCAGCUGACCAGCUGUUCCAGGACUGUGCAGAGAUCCAGCGCUUUGGGACCAAUGCCAGUGGCAUCUACACCAUCCAUGUGGCCAAUGUGACAGAGCCCAGAAAGGUGUUCUGUGACAUGGAGGCCAGUGGAGGUGGGUGGACGCUCAUUCAGCGCCGUGAGAAUGGUAGCGUGAAUUUCCAACGGAACUGGAAGGAUUACAAACAGGGCUUUGGCAACCCAGCCGGAGAGCACUGGCUAGGCAAUGAAGUGGUGCACCAGCUCACCAGUAGGGCAACCUACUCUCUGCGAGUGGAGCUGCAAGAUUGGGAAGGCAACGAGGCCUACGCCCAGUAUGAGCACUUCCAGCUGGGCAGCGAGGCGCAGCUGUACAGGCUUUCUCUGAGUGGGUACAGCGGCUCAGCAGGGCGCCAGAGCAGCCUGGUCCUCCAGGGCACCAACUUCAGCACGCGCGACGCAGACAAUGACAACUGCCUCUGCAAGUGCGCCCAGAUGCUGUCUGGAGGGUGGUGGUUUGACGCCUGUGGCCUCUCAAACCUCAAUGGCAUCUACUACCCGGCCCGUCACCACGUGCGCAAGCUCAACGGCAUCCGCUGGCACUACUUCCAGGGCCCCAGCUACUCGCUGCGCGCCACUCGCAUGAUGGUGCGCCCCUCGGGCAUCUAAGGGGCAGCCACGCCUGGAGGCUGGUCCCAAGGGAGGACAUGGCCAUGGUAUCCCCUGGACAAGCCGGACUCGAACACAGGACACAAUGCCAGGACCCUGUCCCGGACAGCCUGGGGGUCCCCUGAGCCAGCCCUCCUUGCCCCAGGAGUCCAGAAGAGUCGCCUCUGGCCCUUUUCCCCUCAAGUUGUGAAAUGGUGGAUGUUUGGGGGUUCCUGCCUCUUCAGUGUCCCUUUUUCCUCUUCCCUCUUGUCUCCUUCAGGGACCUCCUGCCCACCUGAGGGUUGCAGUAUCCUGAACAAGCGGAGAGCAGAUUUAACUGGGCUCUGCAAAGGAAUAUGCAGCUAGUGGUGGAAUUUCAGGCAAGUGGGAAGGUAUUUACAGGAGGAAACCAUGCAGGUGGAGGCCCAGAUUCUGUCCCCGGGUUGUUGGGAAGGCCAUCUCUUAUUCCAAGCUUUCUCACAUCCUUGAACUUUCUGUUCAAGACUGAAGGAGCUGUGUCCCCCUAUAAUGGGAAUCGCCAUUUGCACCCACACUGUCCAUCACUCCUAGGCCCCAGCAUCUAAAGCUCAGACAUGGCUUCUCAGGGGCUCCAGGAGAUCCAAGAGGUACUCCUUUACCCCUAGAAUGUUCUAGAAUAUGUUCCAGAGAGAAUAAAGGUGCCUGUGGUCUAAUGAGGGAGGAAACACCAGGUUAAACCAAUGUAGACACAUUGUCAGAGCCAUCACUGUGGUCAUGAAAGGGCUAGAGUGGGCCACUUUCCCCAAAUUUACUUAUUUGAAAAUGGGACCUGAUUAUCUCAGAGCAUCUCCUGGGGCUGUGGAUGCCUUUGGAGAAAAUUGGUUCUCCCGAGUCAUGAGUUAAACCCCAGGCCCCAUGCCCAUCCCCAGCUGUUUUCACCAUUUUCAGCGAUGAGGGCCACCAUGACAUUUUCAGACAGCCUCUAAAAACAACUGGAAGGAGGCUUUGGGUUGAAACAGACAUGCUGUCACUGAAGAAGAGUCUAGAACUAAGUCUUUGGUCUUAGAACUAAGCGCUCCAAGGCUUCUCUGACCCUAGGAAGCCAGUUUUCUGGCUGGGGCUGCCGUCCACCCUUCUUGUGUCCCCAACUCAGGCCAGCUCUCAAGUUUAGGGACUCUUGGGGACUGCCCACUCUGUCUUGAGCAGGAAACCAAUCGCUAGGUCCAGAUCCUUCCUGCCUCCAAACCAGAACUCCUAGUCUCCUCUCUCAUCCAAGAGCGAUGCUGCAGUUAUCCAUGGAGACUGGGCUUUGCUGAGUCUGGGCAACCAGGGGCUCCUCAUGAGCUUCUUUCAGAGGAGAGGAGCUGAGAGGGGCCAUGGCCACUCUGCCACCCACUCCCAUUACUGUGUCACUGGCCUGAAUCCUGAUGAGGCCACUGAAGCCCUGUCGUCCUCAGCCGACACCUGGGCCCAGCCAGGACCGAUCUGCCCUCCCGCCCGGACACCCCUCUUUCUUCAGAAGGUUUUCUCCUGCAUAAGGCUGUGGGGUGGAAACAGAGCACCUUGGUUUUGCCUGGCUCUGCCCCACCUCCUGAGUCCCACCUCUGCCAAUCCCCUGAGUCAGUCCAGCACAAAUUAGUGCUGAUCUUCUGGGAAACCAAAGGGUGUGGUUGCUAAAGGUGGCAUUUCAGGCAGGAGGGAAAAGUACCUAGGGGCAGGUUGCUGCCCAGAAGGCUGACACCACCUUAUCCAGCAUUUGCUAGGCGAGCCUUCAUUUAGCAUCUACUGUAUGCAGCGUGGUGCCGUGGGCAGGACUUUGGAGUCAGACAGACCUGCUGCGGCUCUUGAGCUUGAAACCAGUGGUCCUGCAUCUCAAGGUCUAUCGUCUGGUCUGUGAGAUGGAGAUGGUGAUUCUCCCUCCUCACUGUGCUGGGGCAGGAGGAAAUGAGACUGUCUUUCAGCCUCUUAGCAGAGCCCAGCAGGAAGCAGGUGCCUAAUAAAUGUUAGUUCCCAAAGAAGUGAAUGGGGUGGAGAAAUCAGCCCUAGUAGUACAUACCAUCCCUUCUCCUGGACCUAGGGAAGUUAAGUGCUUUAUCUUUGUAGCUACAGCAUUUUUUUUUUUUUCACUGCAAGUGUAUAGGCACUGCUGGGAGCCCCAGGAACAGAGCUCCUCUGGGUGGGGCGAAGGCUCCAAUCUCUACCUGCAUUCCAGUUGUCUAAAAACACCAAGAACCCAAUUGGGGUAACCCUCACAUAUCUCUUCUUUAAAAUGUCCAUCCUUCCUUUUUAAAUUUCCUUCCUUCUCUGUGCCAGGAUUCUCAAGUGCAAGGGACAGAAAACUUAUCCUGAGGAGUGGACUGACUCACAUACAGGGAGUCUAGAGAUAGAUUCAGGUGUGGUUAGAUCUGGGUGCUCAAAUGAUGUCACUCCUCACCUCUCAGGCCUGCCAUCCAUCAUGCUGACCUCAUUCUCCAUCAGGUUCUCUCCUGACGAUGGCUCCAGCAACCGCAGGCUCGUGUUCUGCCUGCUUAACAUCCCUCAGCCAGAAAGCUCCCCUGUCCCAGUGAUUCCAACAAGAGCAGGAUUCUUUCCAGCCAGGACUCGUCCUAUGUCCAUCCUUGCAUUUACCACUGUGAUUCUGAUUGACUGGACCUGGGUCAUAUGAUCAUGCCUAGAACCAGGGACUGAGGUCAGUCCCCUCCAAGGCAUUGGAUUGGCCUUGGAGAAAAUGAGGAGCCGCUUCAGGAAGCAGGGAUGCUGGGCAGUUGAGAACAGGGGUUCACUUUUUCUCCUUCCCUCUUGCAGAUUCCUGGCUCUCAUCUCUAUCCCUGCCCCUUCUCCUAGCCUCCAUGCCCCCACAGCCUGUCCCUCGGGCUCUAGCUAAUCCCGGUUUGCCCCAGACUAUCAAGGACACUGCUGUGUCCUGCCCAGAGGUGUCACAUCCUAAUUCACAGUCCCGGCUCUGCCCCUGGAGCAGCACCCCUGGCCCUCUCUGAGCCUUUACAGUUCCCAUCUGUGCUAUAAGGACAGAGCACCUGCGGAUGCCUAAAAGACAGCAACACUGACUCACCACAGCUGUAGACAUGAACAGAUAAAGGACUUUGAGCGCACAGGGCCCUGGGGCCUAGCUGGCAUGUCCUUGGCCUUGGCUGGGUCUCCUGAAGCCACUGCUUGCAGAAACUGCAAGGAUACCUACAUCUGCAGGUGCCUACCUAGAAGCCUUGUCACCUCUCUCUGCAUCAGACCAGCACUCUCCCCAUCUUAGCAAUGAAGAAAUUAGAGCUCAGAGAGGGGAAAGAGUUUCAUCCAAGUAGCUGAGCCAACACCACCUCCAGUGCACUUGCAUCUUUUUGUUGCCUCCCUCGUCGAGAGCUCUCUGGAGGCAUCUUGGCAUCAACCACAAAAAGGCUGGAUUGGUGUCCUCUCCACCUAUAUCAAGGGCUGAAUGAACCUUCUGGAAAGUUUUCCAAGACUACUCUGUAUUUCCCACUGGUGUCUGGUAAAUCCCAGUGGAGCCAGGCAGGGAGAACACAUUAUUCCUGAGAUCUCUGCAUGUUUCCAGCAAAGGCAGUUUCCACACUGGGGAAGAGUUCACUGUGCACAGCCCAGAAACAGCAACCAUGGGUGGGGUACGAGGUGGCCCUUUGCAGGGGGCAGGGGAGCAGCCAGCAUCAGGAUGGUUUGUCUCAGUAGAAAAGGGUAUUUGUCUCCUUUUUCCGGACUGUCCCCCCUCCACAGUGUCCAUGUGGGCCUUCACCUCUCUCAUGAAAGAUGCUUUGGAAAGCUAACAGUGUUGCCUUGGCAACAGCAGCAUCAGCAUCUUUUGAUGGAGCAGCCCUUCAGAGAAUGGAGCCUGAUUCAGGCCACAACCAGCAUAAAUGUGUUACUUCUUGUGUUAGAUUAAUGUGUAACGUAUCCUAUGAGCUGCUGUUGGAUGUGUCCAGAGAGCAGGGAAGUCCAAUGGCCUUUAGCAUCCCAUACUUUCCUACCCUCCCCUGUAAGACCUCUCUGAGCCUCACUUUCCUCAUCUGUACAAUUGGGAGACUGUGAUCUAGUCACAGGGAAGUCGUGCAGAUUCAGGGCAGUGGUGAAUGUCCAGGCUUGGCACGUUCACUCGGGAAUUUAUUCAUUCAUGCACAUAUCCAUGCAUUCAUAUAGCGGGUAUGUACUGAGGACCUGCCUGGGCCAGAGCCUGCCUCAGUGACGGGGAGGGAGCAGCAAACAAGACAGACAGAAAGACAGACAGCCACAGUCCAGACAUCAUGGUGCUUAAGAGACUAAAGGGAAAGACUCACCAAAAUCAAAAUUUUUUAAAUUUAAAUUAACUGAUUCGUUAAUAUAUUAUAAGUGAAGAAAAUAAAUAGGAGCUAUAGGUAAAAGAUUUCAGAUGGUCCAACUGGGCAGGAUAAUCAGGGAAAGACUCUGAAGAAAGUCACUUAAGUCAAGGACCAAAAGUGAGAAACAGGCUGUCAGGUGAGGAGCUGUGGGAAGAGCUCUCCCACUGGAGGGAACAGCACGUGCCAAGGCCCUGGGGUGGUCAUGAGGAACAGUCAAGAAGUUAGUGCGGAGGAGGAGUGAUGCCACUGAGUCAGUACUGCCACUUCCCAGUGAGCUGGGGAGAGGGGGGAGAAGGUGCCCCCAGCACCUUUAUCAGAGAUCAACUCCUUGCCCAGUGCCCACCAAAAGCUGGAUUCAGCAGCACUCUGAAUGGACCUGCGGAGCUGAGACAAAUCCCUGCCCCUCUCUGGACCUCAGUUUCCUGAUCUGUAAAAUGCAGGAGAGGGAUCACCUCUAUCUGAAAGUCUUUCAGAUCCUGGGUCAAGGGCCCUGGAGGGCCCUGUGUCCACUUCCCUGAGCCACCAAGGGAAUCAAAAGGAGGCAGAGAAAAUAAAAGGCUUGCCCUUGGGCUAAACGGGAGUUAGGGGGUCAGCCAGGGGGGGCUUGUGUGGGAAUGAGGGGCUUUAACCACGUGCCUCCUUGUUAGUUCUACACACGUCGUUUCUGAAUGUUAGCAGGUUCUAUUGUUGCCCCCAAUUUACAAAUGUGGAAAUUGAGGCUCAGAGAAGUAAAGUUCCUUGCCUGAGGUCAAACAGUGAGUUCUGGUUCAGGCUAAGCGGCUGUAGCAGAAAGACUCUAAAACUCAGUGAGUUAAAUGUUUCUCUUUUGUGUGAGUCUGGAGUUGAGUAGUCUGUGUCUAGUGGGCGGCUCUGCCAUCCUCGACCAUAGCUGCCUUCUCUGGGACCAGGGCAGCUGUACUCAAAGGUGACACUUCCCAGCUGGCAGGAAGGGAGGCAGGACAUCCAGCACCGCUUCCUCUCCAGCACCUGCCCUCUCACCCCAGCCUCAUGUUUUGCCUGGAAGAUCCCAGCAGCCUCCUCAUGGGGCCCCAUCUCCAGGUGUGCUCCCUCCUGGCCUAUAGUCAUGGCACUUCCCCUGUCUAGAACCUUCAGUGGCUCCCGAGUACCCUGAGCUCAGCCUGUAAACAGGACUUUAUCACUCAGCUCAACCCUUCCCCAGCUCCACCCCUGCUCGAGGGAUUCUUAACACUGGAGUUCAGAGGCUUCCGGUAGAAAGCAUUCCUCCUGAAGAAAGGGUCCCAGAUGGCCACCAGGUAUCCUGGAAGAAUUGUCCAUUUCCACUUGACCUUUAUGUCCCUAUUGCAUGGAAGGCAGGGCCCAACAUGCAGCAGCUACUCUUUCUAAGUAACACAGUUCAUUGGUUCAGCCCUCUGAUAUCUGCAGAGAGCUGGGUCCCCAUCCCACCUCUGCCCCUUUCAAGCAUCACGCUGGAGCCUCCAAAAUCCCCAUGAAGUCGUAGUAAAUUGUGGACCCCUAUAACUGGGCCUGUACAUAGUAAGUUCUCUGUGAUGCUGUCUCCAAUUAUUUCUCUAUACCAGGCACACCAUGGAGAAUUUCCCUUAGAAUAUCUGGGGAAGCCCUGUAAUGACCAUGGAAGAUAGGUACAAUUAUCAUCUUCCCAUUUUACAGAUGGGGGAACUGAGGCCCAGAGAAGCCAAGACACACAGUGAGGAGACAGUUUUGGACCCCAGUGACCUGCUCCAGAGCGUGUUCACCCUAUGACCAAGGUUAAAGGAAAAUAAAUAUAUACAUAAGCAAUUGCUGAGUUCAAGCUGGCCAGCGCUUGAAACACACAGGAAGACAAAGGCCCACUGUCUCCGCUGGAUCCCCCUGGGGCAGGGAUGUGAGCUUCCUUCCUGCUUCUGACUUCCUGACUCCCCUGCCCUGGCUUCGGAACACAUGACCACAGCCCCGCCACCCCCAGCUCUUCUGCGAGUAGGACUUAGCUUUUCUCCUUGUCAAUUUCCUUGGCCUUCUCCCCAUCCCCUCGCCCCCCUCCCCGACUUCCCCCUGCCCAGCACAUCCUGAGCAAGGGGGGAGGCAGAGACAGGUCACACUUGCCAAUUCUAAGCUGGAGAGCAGGGGAGGGCCAUGGGAGGCUGGGAAGCCCCCUGGCUGGCUGAGGCCUUCCUCUCAGUCUGGGAGAGGUGUCAGGACCACGGUCACCCAGGCCUGGCUGGUCACAAGUCACAGGGGACUGGACCCCUUCCCUCGCUGGGCCUCACUCUCCUCAUCCAUAGCAUGAGAGUGAGCAGCCCAGCCCUGCUAGAUGCACGGAAUUGUUGUGAGACUCAAGUAAGAUCGUUCCUUCCCUCAACAAAUGUCUACUGAAAUACCAGCUGUGUGCCAACAACUAGGCAAUGCCAACACAGCCAUGAACAAGACAGACACACCUGCUCUAAAGUGCCUACAGUCUAGGGUGGGUGGGAGGAGACAGAAACACAAUAACAAAACAGCAAAAACAGCCCAGUGACUGUGACAGGUGAACUACACGGUGCUCUUGGAGCAAGCCUGGCAACCCAGGGAAGGCAUCCUUGAAGGACAGGAGGUUAGGUGAAAGACAAGAAAGAGGGUUCCCGGCAGAGGGAACAGCAUGUGCAAAGGCCCAGGGGCUGGUUCAGGGGAAAGCUUCAGAAUAUUCAGGGAGGGAAGGAAGAGGCUGGAACUCUGACAGAGGCAGAGAUAGGUAGAGCCAUGGGUGCCAGACAGAGAAGACAGGAAGAUGCAGUCUAAAUCAAAGGAAGCCAGGGCUGUCAGGGAGCCCAGAGCCUCCAGCCUCUCCCAUCCUUCAGUAUGAGCAGGGAACCUUGACCAAGUUACUUCCCCACUCAGAGCUUGGGUUUUCACUCCCCGUGAAAGAGGGAUCACAGUACCUAUUUCACCAAGACUUUUGAAGAUGAGAGAAAAUCUAUCUACUAUACAUAAAAGGGCUUCCCAGGUGGCACUAUUGGUAAAGAACCUGCAUGCCAACGCAGGAGACAUAAGAGACAUGGGUUCAAUCCCUGGGUCGGGAAGAUCCCCUGGAGGUGGGCAUGGUAACCCACUCCAGUAUUCUUGCCUGGAGAAUCCGAUGGACAGAGGAGCUUGGAGGGCUACAGUCCAUGGGGUGGCAAAGAGUCAGACACGAGUGAAGUGACUUAGCACACACAUACAUCGAAGUCCUGUCCCAGUGCAAAUGACUUCUUCACAGAGGAUGACCACUUUUAUUCUCAGCGCAGCUCAUGGCAUCUCUGGGUUUCCCCCUGUUUCUUGAACAUCUGUCAUUGUUAACACUUGGUAGCAGACAAGUGGGAAUGAACCCCAAAUGUUUUAGGGAAAUGUUUGCAUGUAGAAGAGCUAAUCCAUGCAUUUGUUCUUUUUCCUGUCAUUUGAGAAAGGACCCCAGGGUUCCACAGGAACCUAGUUUGAGAACAAUAACCCAACAGACUGGCAGAACCACAGAGGAGGAUCUAACAAAGCUGACAUCUGUGUAACAGGUUUUGAUGACUGUAAUAAAAGCCAAAGAGCAUAACAUGUAUUAGCCCGUAACUGAAAACACCAAAAGGAAAUCGGAUACCAUGGAAGGGAGCUGGGAAGGGGGACUAGGGCGGCUUUCAGAGGGCCAGGAAUGUUUGUUUCUUGACCUGGGUGAGGAUUACACGCAUAUGUUCAGUUUCACCGGGAAUUUGUCAAGCUGUACCUCUACUUGUGCAUUUUUCUCUAUGUAUGUUUCUCUGUAGUUAUGUUGGAGAGGGAAAUUAUACAUGUACAAAUAUAUUGUAAGUACAAAGAAAGUUGUUUAGAGAGGAAUUUGGCAAUAGCUAACAAAAUUGUGUAUGCAUUUUACCCUUUGACACAGUAAUCCUCAUUUCUAGGAAUCUAAAUAUACACAAACUAUGCACAAAGUUA